AUGGAGAAAAAUCUGCAAGAGAGUUCAGCCACUGAAUAUUUCGGAUUGGCAGAGUUACGGCAAAAUGAUGACCGACGACAUGAGGAUCGCCUCGGCGCACUUCUCUCCCUACUUUUUACGAAGCAACAGAUGCUUCCUUACAACAGUGUUUUGCUUAGCAGAGUGAAGGAGGUGCCACAAUGCCCCUCUCCACAUAUCUAUUACAUCACAUCAUCCGAGGGUGAGAGUGUCCUGUGUUGCAGUAUCCGAGUCAGCUGGUGA
Molecule: messenger RNA, 261 nt
Organism: Cercopithifilaria johnstoni
Lineage: Eukaryota; Metazoa; Nematoda; Chromadorea; Rhabditida; Onchocercidae
Source: the annotation of a GenBank genome assembly